AACCAGAAUAUCAACCAUGUCAAAGGAGCCACUCCCUUUUUGUCCUCUUUCCAUGUAUUGUCAGUAUACGGAGCAUAAACUGGUACAGAAGGAGAUCUCUGAAGCAGUGGAAUGAAUUUGGCCAUUUGGAAAAUUACACCAGAGGAAAAUCUAAACAAAGUUUCCAGACGAACAUUAAUCCUUUUACGGUUCUGGACGUGUUGUGGAUUUACACCUGAAAACCACCUGCAUGAAGGUGCCAUUUCAUCCACCAGCCAACACAUACCUUCACCUCCUGUGAGAGUUUGUUUGCUGGGUAAAAAAAGGCAGCAGUUUUUCAACAGCUAUGAAUGGGCUCAGGGAAAAAAGUUUUGGAAUCUUCUGCUGUCUUGUGUUGCUCGUUGCCAGCUUCACUUUCUUAUAUUUAAGAUAUGUAGCGAGCCUCGUCCCUGCGCACAGUCUGCCGGUGGCCAGUGAGGUGACCAGUAAGGAAAAUCUGAGCAUCAAUUUAGACGACACGCUCAACUUUGGAUAUGUAGCGAGCCUCGUCCUUGCGGACAGUCUGUCGGUGGCCAGUGACGUGACCAGUGAGGGAAAUCUAAGCAUCAAUUUAGACGACACGCUCAACUUUAGGGCCAGAAAGGAGGUUGAAACACGCACAUCUUGGAAAGCUCCUAUCAUCUGGGAGGGGAUGUUUGACCCCAAACUUUACGACCAAAAGCACAUCCAAAAAAAGUCAUCUGUGGCCCUCACUGUGUUUGCUGUGGGAAGGUAUCUGGAUGCCUACCUGAAGACUUUCCUUACCUCUGCAGAACAACAUUUCAUGUUGGGAUUACAAGUGACAUAUUACGUGUUCACGGAUCAACCAGACAAGGUACCACACCUUGAGCUUGGUCCUCAGCGAAGCCUGAAGGUUAUCCAGGUGGAAAAGCACUCCAGGUGGCAGGACAUCUCUAUGAUGCGCAUGAAAACGAUAUCAGAUACCAUAGAAUCAGAGAUUCGUCACCGCUGCAAUUACGUCUUCUGCUUAGAUGUGGAUCAGGAGUUUAAGGGAAGAUUUGGCUCAGAGGCUCUGGGGGAUUCUGUAGCUCAGAUACACGCCGGCUUUUUCAAAGCUCCACAGCAAAGCCUCACCUAUGACAGAAACCCCAAAUCCAAAGCCUUCAUGGAAAGCGGAGAUUACUACUACCAUGCUGCUGUCUUUGGAGGCCUGUGUGAACAUGUGAAGAAUUUGACAGGUCACUGCUUUCUGGGUAUCAUGGAGGACAAACAAAAUGAUGUGGAGGCUCUGUGGCACGAUGAGAGUCAUCUAAACAAGUACUUUUGGCUUCACAAACCAACCAGGUUGCUCUCCCCCGAGUACUGCUGGGACCAGGUUUCCAACAAGGACAACAUACAAGUCAUCCGCCUAAUAUGGGCACCAAAACAUUAUGACACGCUUCGUACUAAGUAGAGUGGCUAGAAGAGCAAGAAAUUGCAAUAAUGCAGUGCAAGAUUGUUUACUGUAAGGCUUUACCUAGGAAAGAAAUUCUUUUUGCCUUUGUUGAAAAUCCAACUCAGGUAAAUCUUAAUUGUCUUUGUCCAGGAUUAUUUUGACAAAAAGUUUUGAUAUCAAAUCUGCAUUACUUACAGUUUUUUUCAAUUGCUUAAGCACAAUUUUGAA
Messenger RNA from Perca fluviatilis (European perch), 1642 nucleotides. RefSeq names its product N-acetyllactosaminide alpha-1,3-galactosyltransferase-like. Gene Ontology annotation, biological process: carbohydrate metabolic process. The record is from RefSeq and is a predicted model, not a curated record. Gene Ontology annotation, cellular component: Golgi apparatus; membrane; vesicle. The coding region runs from base 326 to 1432 and encodes 368 amino acids. NCBI's taxonomy places the organism in Eukaryota, Metazoa, Chordata, Actinopteri, Perciformes, Percidae. Gene Ontology annotation, molecular function: hexosyltransferase activity. The transcript has 7 exons.